Messenger RNA from Parasteatoda tepidariorum (common house spider), 1357 nucleotides. RefSeq lists its product as uncharacterized. Lineage: Eukaryota; Metazoa; Arthropoda; Arachnida; Araneae; Theridiidae. Gene Ontology annotation, molecular function: protein binding. Gene Ontology annotation, cellular component: plasma membrane. The record is from RefSeq and is a predicted model, not a curated record.
CAGAUAGCUUCUCCCAGAACGUGGAAUUGGAUUUGUGUUAAUUUUUUUUCCUAUCAAAAUGAUUUCCAGACUCCAGCCAGUCCGUCAGUCUGUACUCACAGGUCUAACUUAUAAAGAGUCUGUCGAAUCUUGUGAAUGGGUUAUACUCUAUGAAAUACCCAUCUCAGAUAUAAGAGUACCCUGUGGGAGAAAUCUUCCUCUCAGAUAUCGGGGUCAGGAUGAAAUAAAAAUAGGAAAUAAUGUAUUUGAGCCCAAAGGAUUUCCAUAUUAUUUCGACUUGUUAUGCUACCCUGACGGGGACAGUAAAGAAAAUAAAGGGAAUUGUGAUCUCGGCGAAUACUACUGUGAGGAAUCAGACAAAUGCAUAGACUCAGAAUAUGUCUGUGAUGGCGACAAUGACUGCGGAGAUAACAGCGAUGAAAGUGAGGAGCUAUGCUCAUCCAAUCAUUUUAUGGAAAGAAUCACAUUCUUUCCCUUGGCGACAGAGAAUUUAAGUUCUGGAGAUUGCGAACAUAACCAGGUUUCAUGCUCUGAACAAUCUGGCAGCAAGUGCAUACAUAGAACCUGGGUCUGCGAUGGAGAAUGGGACUGCUUGUAUGGGUCUGAUGAGAUGGACUGCCCAAGAACCCAUGAGCACAUUUAUACGACAUCGCCAAUCAUAAUCGACAUGUCAUCAACUCAAUCACCACAAAGAUGCACCAAUGCUCAAUUUCGAUGUCCCGAGAAAUGCAUUAAUAAAAGUUGGGUUUGCGAUGGCGAAAAGGAUUGCAAAGAUGGCAGCGAUGAAAGUCCGCAGAUUUGUGUUGGGCGAUCUAGUUCGACCCAUCAACACACUUCAGAAAGCGAAAUUUCAACAGUUCGAAUCGCAGAAGCAUCUACAGUUACGCCAAUUGACACAACGAAAGUUAAUGGUCUAACAAACAGUGAAACCAAUAGUCCGGAGGAAAAAUUAUCAGAAGAUUGCGAGUCGCAAACUGAUUCAUCCUCUAUUUGUUUUACUCUAUGGAAUUGGUUUGAGUGCGUGCUUUUUGUUGCCGGAGUGGUCUGCCUCAUCUCACUUGCCGUCUUUCUAUGCAAGAAACGCAGGAGUCGUUCAGCUGGUUUGAAUUCAAGAAAUGCGGAUGAUCGACGUCAAGCUGUCUCAUUUUUGAAUUCCAACAUCGUGCCAGAAUGUCAGCUAGUACUAGUGGGUACACCAGUACAAGUACAGCCAACAGUAGUGCAGUCAGCUGCUGAUCAACCUCCCCCUUACGAUCGACAGCCAUCCCCCGAUCUAACUAGAAUGCCGACAAAAAGUGAAAAUAAUUUAGUGUGAAUAUUUUAAUGUUAAUGUAAAAUAAAAAUGUGUUAAAAGUGC